This is a messenger RNA of Entrophospora candida, 3251 nucleotides long. The record is from the annotation of a GenBank genome assembly. Lineage: Eukaryota; Fungi; Glomeromycota; Glomeromycetes; Entrophosporales; Entrophosporaceae.
AUGACUACUACACUCCAAGGACCAAAUAAUUUUGCGGAUGAUGGUGGUGCAGUGAUAGAACGAAAAUUAGAAACUCAAAGUGAAAAAUUGGUAAUAGGAGAUGUUAAACAGUUAGAAAAUUUUUAUGAAAUUGAAAGAACUGUAAAGUUUUUAUUGAAUGGCAAUUAUGAAAAGAUAGCCCUUCAAUUUCCUGACAAAUUAUUGGCGGACUCUGUUGAAAUUGCUACAAUUAUUCGAGAAAGAACUCAAAAAAAAGUGUUCAUUCUUGCUGAUACCUCUUAUGGAAGUUGUUGUGUGGAUGAAGUCGCAGCACAACACGUAGAUUCUGAUGUGAUUGUUCAUUAUGGUCAUUCAUGCUUAAGCCCAACAUCAAGGCUUCCUGUUAUAUAUGUGUUUGGAAAAGAAUCAAUAGAUAUAGAUCAUUGUCUAGAAAUGACAGAGGAAAGGAGAGCCUGCACAAAUAACAUCAUGCAAUCGUUUGUUGAUAAAGAUUCAGCAAUAAUAAUAAAUGAAUCUGACAAAAACAAUUCUUCUUCUUUUUUGGAAGAGAAAAAGAUUACUAAUUUUGUAACUAAAGGAAGAUAUUAUAGUUUACCAAAAGAUGUUAAUAUAGAAGAUUGUUCGAUUUUUUACAUUGGUGGUGAGAGUACCACAUUGUCGAAUAUAAUAAUAACACAUAAUAAGUGUAAUGUAUAUUCAUAUGAUCCAAAGUUACGUAAAGGUCGACAAGAAAAUCUACAAGUUAAUAAGUCAUUAAUGAAGCGCUUUUAUAUGAUACAAAGAGCAAAAGAUGCAGAUGUUAUCGGAAUAGUGGUAGGAACAUUAGGUGUAGCUUCAUAUUUGGAGAUUAUAUCACAUCUUAAAAAAUUGAUAAUAAAUUCUGGAAAGAAAUCAUAUACAUUCGUGAUGGGUAAACUGAAUGUAGCGAAAAUGGCCAAUUUUAUGGAAAUAGAUUGUUAUGUGCUUGUGGCUUGUCCGGAGAACAGUUUAAUUGAUUCAAAAGAAUUUUACCGUCCUAUCGUAACACCAUUUGAAUUGGAAAUAGCUCUUGACCCAUCAAAGCAAUGGACUGGAAAUUACAUUACUGAUUUUCAACAGCUUUUAACUAGAAAAGAUUAUGAAAAAGAAUCUAAAAAAAUCGAUGACCGCGACAAAGUACAGCAAAACGAGGAGAGAAGUGAUUAUGACGACGACGAGCCACAUUUUUCGUUAGUUACUGGACAAUUGAAACAAGGACGUAAAUAUGGCAAAACAAGUACACCAGAACUUAGAACGACGACAGAUGUAACAAUACGUAAUAAAGAUACUUCAAUGUCCAUUCUUUUGAAUAGUGCUGGAGAAUUUUUGAAUUCACGGACUUUUAAAGGUUUGGAACAAAAAAUUGGUGAAACUAAAGCAGAAUUAGCCGAAGAGGGUAGAGCUGGUAUUGCUAAAGGUUAUACUUCUGAUGGAAAUACUGUUAUUGUUGGUACUAAAUCUACAAAAUUUAUUGCACUUGAUCCUGCAACCAAAAAGUUGAUAAAGUUAUUUGAUAAUAAUGAAGGAGAUAAUGAAAAUGAAUGUUCUGUUUGUCCUGUUUUACCUAAAGAUGCUUUAUAUAUUGGCAUGAAUGCAUAUAAAAUACGUAUUUUUGAAAAUGGAAUACCGAAACGAAAUGUUACUUAUACUGAAUAUGUUCCACAUAGCUAUGACACAAGUAUUGAAUUAAUACAUAACACGAAACCAUAUAAUAAUGAUUUAUACAUUGCAUCUCCAAAUGGUGAUAUCUUGUCAACUAAUUCUUAUUCUAAACAUAUCUUUAGGUUAGGCAUUGAAGGUCCAUCAUCUCUCUCAUCAUCAUCAUCUUCGUCAUCACCUUCAUUAAAAAAAACCACAAUUAUUCAAGAAAAUUAUUCCUCUUCCGCUUCUUCCUCUCCUCUUUCAAUAGAUACAACUAACUCCAUUAUUAGAAAUUUUGAAGGAAAAGAAGUAGCGGUGAAACGGUUAUUACUUGAUUUUUAUGAUAUAGCACAUCACGAAGUAUCGUUACUUCAGGAAAGCGAUGAUCACCCAAAUGUUAUAAGAUAUUACUGCAAACAACAAUGUGACCGUUUCUUAUACAUUGCACUGGAGCUUUGUCCUGCCUCUUUACAUGAUUUGAUAGAAAGAGGUUCAACAUUUGAACAUGCACAUCUGAUAGAAACAUUACACCCAUCAAAAAUUCUUUAUCAAAUUAUUUCUGGUCUACAUCAUCUACAUUCUAUCAAAUUAGUACAUCGAGAUAUCAAACCACAAAAUAUUUUAAUAACCACUUCAAAGCACAAGAAAAAAAUAAAAAGAAAAGAUGGAAUUGUUUAUGAACAAUCGACAAUCAGAGUACUGAUUUCAGAUUUUGGAUUAUGCAAAAAGUUGGAAGGAGAUUCAAGUAGUUUUCACAAUACCACAAAUAAUAUUGGCGGUACAAUUGAUCAGUUAAAUUGUUCUUUUACUUCAUCAGGAUCAUCAGAUAGUUGUGAUGAUUGUCCACGUAGAAUUACAAAAGCAAUAGAUAUUUUCUCUGCGGGUUGCUUAUUUUAUUAUGUGCUGUCCAGAGGAGAUCAUCCAUUUGGAGAUCGGUAUUCCAGGGAAAUAAAUAUAUUGAAAGGAGUAUAUGAUUUAAAUAAAUUGGAUGAUGUAGGAGGAAAAGGUAUUGAGGCUAGAGAUUUAAUUGAAAGAAUGAUUGAACGUGAUCCCCAAAAAAGGCCAAACGCAGAAACAGUGAUGACCCAUCCAUAUUUUUGGUCAUCGUCUAAACGUCUCGGAUUUUUACAAGAUGCGUCAGAUAGGUUUGAAAUAGAAGAACGAGACCCACCAUCACUGUUACUUCAACACCUUGAGCACGAAGCCAAUAAAAUAAUAGGUCUGGAUUGGUAUAAACGUAUGGAUAAAGUUUUUGUGGAAAAUCUUGGUAAAUAUAGAAAAUAUGAUGGAGCUAAAGUAAGAGACUUAUUACGAGCUUUAAGAAAUAAGAAACAUCAUUAUCAAGAUCUUCCAGUUCAUGUAAAAAGAUCACUUGGAGAAAUCCCAGAUGGAUUUCUUUUUUAUUUCACUUCAAGGUUCCCAAAACUUAUGCUACAUGUUUAUUAUGUAAUAGCUGAGUCGGAAUAUUUAAGGAAUGAAAGAAUUAAGCAUGUUGGAACUCAAUGGGGAGAUUCAUUUGUAUCAAGUAUGACACCAUCAAUUGGAAACCUUCUUUCACGUUUGAUUCUAAUUCUCAAUCGUGGAUGUGAAGG